ACAUACUCUCUCUCCGACCUUUGUUAUACAUUAUUAUACUUUGAUAGUUUUUGAUUACAUUCAGCCCCCGAGAAAAAAGACCACACUCGCACCCAGCCAAGGUUUGAUCAGAGAAAUACAGAGAAAGAGAACAGGUUUUUCAAAUUCUUCAAAGUCCAAGGUUGCAUGGACUUCUCUGGUCUGUGUUUAUCAGAGGGCCAAUGCAACUUUGGUUGCGGAAAUUGUAAUUGUUAACUUCUUAUAUUGAUACUUAUUUGUGCAAAAAGACUAGUUUAAGAUAACAAAUUAGAAGGAACUGUGUAUUUGGUAAGUCAUGGAGUCUUUGUGGAAGCUUUUAUAUUUGCUGGAGCCAGCACCCAUUACACUCAUUGUGACGGCAGUAGCUGUAACAUUUGGAUCUGCAUUUCGGGCUCUAAAUUACGAGAAAGAAAUGGAGCGAAACCGUGACUUGUCUGAGGCAUCCAUUACAUUAGAUAGGUCCCAAGCACUAAUGAUCCCAGUAAUGAGCUCUUGCAGUUUGCUGUUGAUGUUCUACCUGUUCUCUUCUGUCUCACAACUCCUUACUGCAUUUACAGCCAUUGCCUCUGUUUCAUCACUUUUCUUUUGUCUAUCUCCACACGUUGCAUAUCUGAAGUCACAAUUUUGUUUGACUGACCCAUAUGUGUCACGCUGCUGCUCAAAGUCGUUCACACGAAUUCAAGCUUUAUUAUUGCUGGCGUGCAUAGGUACUGUUGCAGCCUGGCUUGUUUCUGGCCAUUGGAUAUUGAAUAAUUUAUUGGGCAUCUCCAUAUGUAUUGCAUUUGUGAGCCAUGUGCGGCUUCCAAACAUUAAAAUAUGUGCAAUGCUCCUUGUUUGUUUGUUUGUCUAUGACAUAUUCUGGGUGUUUUUCUCCGAGAGAUUUUUUGGGGCAAAUGUCAUGGUUUCAGUGGCAACACAACAAGCAUCAAAUCCUGUUCAUACAGUUGCUAAUAGUUUGAGUCUACCUGGGUCGCAAUUGAUAACAAAAAAGCUGGAGUUGCCUGUGAAGAUAGUUUUUCCUAGGGAUUUGUUGGGUGGAGCAGUUUCUGGAGGAAAUGGUUCAGACUUCAUGAUGCUUGGUCUAGGUGACAUGGCUAUUCCUGCCAUGCUUUUAGCUUUAGUCCUCAGCUUUGAUCAUCGGAAGAUCAGAGAUUCAGUAAAUCUCUUAGACAUAAAUUCUUCGAAGGGGCACAAAUACAUAUGGUAUGCCCUUGCUGGGUAUGCCAUUGGACUGGUAACUGCUUUAGCUGCUGGUGUUUUGACUCACUCACCUCAACCUGCACUUCUGUAUCUGGUACCUUCUACUCUAGGACCUAUUGUUGUGAUCUCUUGGCUAAGAAAGGAGCUAAUGGAGCUAUGGGAAGGAAACAUACUGAACCCAAAUGAAAAAGCUCACCAAACAGAAGUUUGAGACGUUUUAUGAUCCAAUCCAACACAUCGCUGCCUGCAGUACCAAGUGAAAGUUGUAGAUUCACUUGAUAGUUCUUGUUAAACUUAAAUAGAAAAUCAAUUAUGUUUAUUUUGCCUUAUCCAACAUUUGGCAAAAGAGGUUUCCCUCUAAUUGCCCAGCAAUGAUAAUAGGGAAAUUUCAGUUA
Molecule: messenger RNA, 1613 nt
Organism: Quercus robur (English oak)
Lineage: Eukaryota; Viridiplantae; Streptophyta; Magnoliopsida; Fagales; Fagaceae
Product: signal peptide peptidase-like 1
Exons: 4
Coding region: 314-1429 (371 amino acids)
Biological process (GO): membrane protein proteolysis
Cellular component (GO): lumenal side of endoplasmic reticulum membrane; Golgi-associated vesicle membrane; cytoplasmic side of endoplasmic reticulum membrane
Molecular function (GO): aspartic endopeptidase activity, intramembrane cleaving
Source: RefSeq, a predicted model, not a curated record